Messenger RNA from Peronospora matthiolae, 4035 nucleotides. The record is from the annotation of a GenBank genome assembly. Lineage: Eukaryota; Oomycota; Peronosporomycetes; Peronosporales; Peronosporaceae.
AUGCCUGCGCGCGGCGACGUCCCUGGCGCGCGCGCGAAAGCCCGGUCUCCGGUCCCGACAUUCGGUACCGUCGACGACCGGGGAGAGGCCCGGCGACACCCCGUUGGUACCGGUGAAGGUACCUUCGGGCCUAUACUUGGCUUAAAUAUAGGAGUCGCCGUGGCUUCUCGAAACGCGCAACAACACGCGCGGACGGCCACGGAUCAAGAUGGCGCAGCGUGCGUCGGCCCGUUCGGGGCCUCAAGCACACCGCUCGCCGCCUCCUCCGCGCGCCGUUUGGCUUCCCCCGCCUCGCAGGACGCUCCCGCCGCUGCCGUGGCCUUGCAGGAUGAAGAUGCGGUUGUUGGCAUACCCGGCAGGGCGGGCGUUACGCUGCCCGACCGGGUAUCGCUGACACAAGGACAAGGACUGCAGAGCGACGGCUCCCCGGGCGCAAGCAUGCGGCGCCCGGGUACCAAGACGUGCACCAAGGGCAUCUACACGUUGCGGAGCGCCCUCCCAGACGUGGGAGCGGCCCAAGACACUGCGAGCGAUGAUGUUGGGCCCGGCAGGGCGGCAAGUAUGCUGCCCGACCGGGUCCAGCAUGGACAUCUACAUAGCAUCGGCUCCCCGGGUGCCCACAGGCAGCCCCCGGGUCCAGACGCGUGCGCGACGGUUCCCCCCGCCCUCCCGCUCGCUCCGGAAGCCCCCGCCGCCGCUCGAGACCCCGCGAUUGUUGCUCCUCCACCCGGCAGGGCGGCACGCAUGCUGCCCGACCGGGUGCAGCUCGGGUCCGCGCUCGUAGCCGCAACGGCUCGCGCACUGGGUGCCUUCCAAGGCCCCAGCGACCCAGAGGAUAGCGAAAACAGCGACGGCGGGGCCCCCGACGACGACACUGCCUCCUCGAUGGACGACGACGCUGCCUCCUCCUCAAGUGAUGACGACCGGCUCGGGCAUGUAGCUACGGAGCUGCCUGCCCGAGCUGGAUACACUGCAGUGGCCGCGGCCGCUCCCGCGGGCAUGCACGACACCGUCAGCGAGGCCGUGUCCACUACAGCAAUUGUUUAUGUCUCACGUACCUGUGACGACCGGCUCGGCAGGCAGGCUCCCAUACUGCCUGACCGAGUCGGGUGUGACGCUUCGAUGCCUUGCGGCGACGAGCCGUCCGCUGUUGCUGGGCCCUGUCCCCAUGAUGAUGACUGCACACCCGGCAGGGCGGGUAUCAUGCUGCCCGUGGGUGCUGCACAGGCUCCUGCCACGACCGCAGCCGUCCCCAUGGAGGUGGACCAGGGCGCGACGUGGCAGGCAGCAAGCCUCACUCCGCCGUCUCCUCCUCUCGUGCUCCGCCUCAACGGCAAGCGUCGCCGCUUGAACGACGAGGAUGACGGGGAUGAGCGCGAGCAAGCCGAGCAACUGCUGCUCGAGGACGUCGAGGCCGGCCCCUUGAACUCAGCGCUUAGGCCAUCCGCGGCCAGCGCACUUCCGGCCUCCGUCCUGUCCGUGUAUGCCCACAACGCGCCGCAAUUCACGUGCACGCUGUGUGCAUAUACGGCGUCAAGCUUUGCUUCGCUCAAGCGCCACCGGGACUCAAGGCAUCGCCGCAUCGCCUUCUUCGACCGGUUCUCGGCAGGUUGUGCGUGCGGCACACCUUUCGUGUCGAGGCUGGCUGCAGCUAACCACGCGCAAGCGUGCGCCAGUCUCAACGACACUUCGGCUGCGACUACGCCAGCAGCAGGGGAUCUCAGCCCCACUGCUGGUGAAGUCAAUGCCAGCGCUACGGUGGCUACAGCCAAUCCCGUAUUGCCCCGCCAAGACCCUCCGGUGCUCGCUGUGUCCCCCCCACAUGCGAGCACCACUGAUGACAGGACCAAGACAUCACGAUGGAGCGCUCCGCUUCCUCGGCAGGUGGUUGCUUCGCGUGUCGCGUCUCGCCUCUCCGCUGUUCCUGCCCCACGAUGGGGUUCACCACUGCCUCGCAGCGUGGUGGUGUCGAGGAUCGCUGACCGUCUGCUCCCGCCGGAGCUGACGGAGGAGGAAGAGACGAAGGUAGGCGAAAGCGACGACGUGGACGACGCCGAUGAAGGUGAUGGCGAGUUGCUGCUGCGCUUCGACGGUGCCUGCCGCAAGAACCCUGGUCCAGGCGGCGCCGGCGCUGCGCUAUUCAAGCCCAGCGGCCCCGUAGUGUGGACGUGUUCCCGCUACAUGCCGAGCAGCGGCGAAACCAACAACACGGCCGAGUACACCGCGCUGCUGCUCGGCACACGGGCUGCCGCCGACCACGGUGUCACGCGCUUGCGGAUCGAGGGUGACAGCACUUGUCAUCCAGCAGGUGCGUGGCAUAUUCGCCACACGCAACAAGCGCCUGAGGCUAAUGCGCAUUGCGGUCAAGGCGGAGCUGGCGCGGAUGGAGCGGGCAACGCUUCAUCCCAUCGACAGGCAGGCGAAUGGACGGCCCCUGCACCCGCAGCUGCACCUCCGCCUGCCACACCGCAUGUCGCGGUGGGCACUGAUGAUCCCCCAAGCCCCGCAGAUGCUGAUGACAUGGGGGACAUCGAUGAUGGCGAGGUGUAUGCAGCGAUGAGUGUAGGGCCUGAUGCAGUGCCUCAUCGCCGGUCGCGACUGCGCCUACGGCAGCUAAACGAAGACGAGGAAGAGGCUGCGGGCAAGUUGGUGGAGCGGCUAGCAGCGAGGCUAGCUGCCAAGAUAACGGACGCUGAUGACUGGGAGGAGGCGGAGGGCUACAUCACAGCCCUCCCGUAUGCGCUGUACGAUCAACUGCAGCCUUACUCCCAGACACAGCACCCCGCCCAACCUCACUCCCAGCGCCCGCAGCUGCACUAUCCAGACGUGCGUCCUGCCAGGCGACCGGAGCCACACCAAGGUCCGGCGCAGGCCGUGACGCUAGACGGUCAGCGCCAAGGUGGCAGCCGUUCACGUCGUCGCCGUGGUCACUCCGGUGGUGGCAUGGGGCGCCGGCGCACACGUCCGCCCCGUGUGACACGUCAUCACCGUGAGUACCGGCUUGACGAGGCUCUGGACGCCAUGCAUGCUGUCCAGCGUAGCGAGCCGGGCAACCGCAAGGUUGUUGCCAAGGCACGUCGUCGUGUGGGGAGGAUCAACUCCUCCAUUUCGCAGCAACGCCUCCGCCACCUCUUCGAGACUUCGGAGAAGGUGUGUGUUGAGAGCAUCCUGGCGACGGCUCGGUCCCAGCGCGAGGCAGACGAGGCUGCGGCUACGCCAGCCAGCACCUCUGCGCCUCCGCCGGACUGUGUGGACGUGGAGGAAGGCACCUGCCCUAUUCCAGGGGAGAGCCUGCACCGGUUCUUUACCGAGGUAAACACCCCAGUGGGUGCCUUCGACCCUAUGGCGCCAGUUGGAGCCUCGUUCCGCGCGGCCAUGGACCGCCUGCCUCCAGCGACAGUUGACAUGGCGCUGCUCACGGAUGGGCCGUCUUCGCAUGAGAUCGAGGACCAAGUGCAGCGUGCGCGUGACAGUUCCAGCCCUGGCUUGGACGGUGUCGGCUAUGACAUCUUCAAGCUGUUCACGGCCCAGCUUCUGCCCGCCCUGCAUGCAGCGUUCGCGCGCUGCUGGCAGUCCAAGCGUGUGCCGCAGAGCUGGAAGGUUGGCGUGGUGCGCCUGCUGCACAAGAAGGGCGAUCGGCUCGACCCAUCCAAUUGGCGGCCGAUCUGCUUGCAGCAGGCCAUCUACAAGUUGUACGCCGGCGUCUUGUCGCGUCGCUUUACGCGCUGGCUCGACGUCAACAGUCGCCAUGCCGACGAGCAGAAGGGCUUUCGAGCCAUGAACGGCUGCGGGGAACACAACUUCCUCGCAGCCAUGCUCGUCGACCAAGCCCGCCGCAAGCAUCAAGAGUUGCAUGUCGUGUGGUACGACUUUGCCAACGCUUUUGGUAGCGUGCCACACGACUUGCUAUGGGAAGCGCUACAACGGCAGGGUGUUCCGCCCGAGUUUGUCGCUUGUAGCCGUGGUCUCUACGCAGGCGCAGCGUUUACAAUUGGUAACGCUGUGGAUGGGACCACGGCACCGAUCGCGUUGUAG